GUGCAGGAUCACAUACCUUGGUCUGGAGUCGAGGAUAAACUGGAAGCAGAGCUUCUGCAGAAGCAGGAGGGUGAGUGACUGAAAGGCCAAGGAGUCAUGGCCCAAAGAGCUGCCUCUGUUGCGAAGGCUCUGGCAUGUGUGGUGACCCUCCUGGUGUCAAAGGGCAGAGCUCAGCUGAAACAAAGCUCCCGAUUUGGAAGUAAACCCUUUGUGACUGUGUGGAAUGCACCAACGCAGGAUUGUAUCCGUCACUCAGUCAAUCUGGACCUCAGAAUGUUCGAUAUUAUUUCAUCUCCAAAUGAAGGCUUUUAUAACCAGAAUCUAACCAUCUUCUAUAAGGAAAGGCUGGGUAAAUACCCUUACUACCAGGGUCAGCAAGCAGUGAAUGGUGGUGUCCCACAGAACAGUAGCCUCCUGGAACAUCUGACUGCGAUGGAGCGAGACGUUGAGCGUUAUAUGAGAUCCCAGACCACCAAGGGUCUGGCAGUGAUCGACUGGGAGGAGUGGAGGCCUCUCUGGAUUCGGAAUUGGAAGGACAAGGAGAUAUACCGUAAUAAUUCCCGGCGCCUGGUGUCUGAGAAACACCCAGAUUGGGCCGAGACUCAAAUCAACAGAGAGGCCCAAUUUGAGUUUGAACAGUCAGCGCAGAGGUUCAUGGUUGAGACUCUGCGGAAGGCAAGAAACUUCCGGCCACACAGUUUGUGGGGUUUCUACCUUUUCCCCGACUGCUACAAUCACGACUAUAAGAAUAACAUGGCCAAUUAUACAGGCCGCUGCCCAGACGUGGAGAUAUCCCGAAAUGAGCUGCUGAGCUGGCUGUGGACUAACAGUACGGCAAUCUUCCCCUCCAUCUAUCUGGACUUGAUGCUACGCUCCAGCAGCAGUGCCACCAGGUUUGUGCGCUCGAGGAUCAAGGAGGCUCUGCGAGUGUCUGAGCUGCACAGUGUCAACUUCUCACUACCUGUGUUUGUGUACUCACGGCCUACUUACAGUUACACCUUUGACCUGCUAACCCAGCGGGAUCUGCUCACGACCAUUGGAGAGACAGCAGCCCUGGGAGCAGCCGGAAUCAUUUUCUGGGGUGAUGCAGAUUACAGUAACAGUGAGAAUCGCUGUAAGGUAUUGAGGAGAUACCUGGAAGGGGAUUUCGGUCGCUACAUACUGAAUGUGACAAUGGCAGCACAGUACUGCAGCCAAGCGUUGUGCCAGAGCCAGGGUCGGUGUGAACGGAGGGACAGUCAAUCUGAUACUUACCUUCACCUCAAUGCAAACAGCUUCCAGAUCCUGGAGCAGAAUGUGACUGAAGGACCCAAGCUGCUGCUGACUGGAUCCUUGAGACCUGACGAUGUCAGGCAGUUUAAGGAGAACUUCCAGUGUCGUUGUUAUCGGGGUUGGACAGGUCAAAGCUGCAGCACUGAGACCAGCAAUAGCCAGCUCCCUCUGCCUUCUACUCUGAGCCUCAUCAUAACAGUGCUGCUCUCUGUGACAGUUUAAUAAUGAAACACUUCCUCUCUUCAAGCCAGGAUUGAUGUUUCUGAGACAGGAAUUUGUUAACAAAGUAUUUUUGCCGUUCAUAUGAUCUAAAGCUCCUGAACCUUUCUAAAUGGGAGCAUUAUUUUUUAAGAUAUUGAAUUGUAUAAAGAGACAUUGUUUGUUUGUUUGCUGGUGAACAAUUUCUGGGAUUUUUCCUGAUAUUUAUUGGAAAAGCAGCAGUGGUGGGUGUGGAGUGUGGGAAAGUGUCGGGGGCGGAGGGAGCGAGGGGGCAGUGUCGGGGGUUGGGGGGGGGGAAGAGGGCAGUGUUGGGCAAUGUGGGAGGGGGAGAGGGCAGUGGUAUUUCUGGGCUGGACUGAGCUGUGUUUUGUAAAAGUUCUUGUUUCUGAAUGUGUCAGAUUCGUUGCUGCUUCUCACUGAGGGUAAAAUACAAAACCAAAGACAAUUUUUCUUUUAGUUAAUUGAGACACAGUUGUCUAGAAACCAGGUGUGUGAGUGUUAAUAAUAACUACCUUGUUGUCAGUAAAACACUGUGGACCAGUACCAAAGCUUUAAAAGUGUAUUUUUUGAAAAGACGAGUUUUAGUGCAGUGAGUUUAAAGAGGCUGCAGAUCCCAUGGGAAUAUCGUCCUAUCAGCCCUGGUUCCUGCUGUGCCUGGAGCUCGGUCUCUGAGUCAGAAGGGUACAGUUAGGCUGAGGGGAGGGGCUGAGGGAGUGUAAGGUGCAGGUGGAGGGAGGAUUCAGGGCUGAGUGAGGGGUGACAGGCUAAAGGAGAAGUAAGGGAGGGGUGAGCACUGAGGCAGGAGUGGGAAGGCGAGGGAGGGGUGACAGAGUGAGGUAUCAAUUUUGAUGGAAUUCCAGGGAAUUUCAUCACAUCUGCUACACAUUGUUUCUGUCAGUGGUCACGUGACACAUCGAUCCUUUCAGCAAAUGAGUGGUAUUAGCAUGUAGGGGGGCUUUAUCCAUGAAAAGAGUGAGGGGGUGGGUGGGAGGGAGUGAGUGAUGGAGAGGGGCGAAGUAUGACAGAGGGAGAGUGUGUGACAGACGGUGGGGUGGUAGUAACAGAGGAGGCAAUGUGUGGGCUGGGACAGAGGCCGUGCUGAAUCAGACGAAGGAGUGAGGCUGAGGUGUGGGGUGAGGGAGGUCAGAAGGGUUCAAGGAUGAAGAGGUUUGGUUAAAAGGUUAGUUAACUAACCAGGAGUAACAACCCCUGGGAGCAAACGAGGUUGAGGAGAGCUUUUUACACAGCAUGAGGUAAAGACCAGGAACAUCCUAUUCAAGGAGGUGUUGGAAAUCAAGAUGCUAACAGAUUUCAAAAGGAUAUUGGACAUUCGAGGGACAGACACCUGCGGAGAUAUGAGGAGUGAGGACAUUACUCUGUCUGAGUGGCAUGGACUCGGCUGGAGGAAUGGCCUCCCGUAGCAUAAGUGACUAUUUUACCGUUCAUGGGCCAGUAUUUAUUGCCCAUUCCUAAUUGCCCAGAGGGCAGUUAAGAGUCGAUCACAUUGUGCCUUUGGGUCUGGAGUCACAUGUAGGCCAGACUGGGUACACUCUGCAAAGGCAUCUGAAGGAGGGUCACCGGACCCGAAACAUUAACUCUGAUUUCUCUUCACAGAUGCUGCCAGACCUGCGGAGCUCCAGCAACUUCUGUUUCAAUAUGAAAUAAAUGAAUUUUUACAACCAUGGACAUUGGUCUUGUCGUCAUAAUCACUGCAAGUAGCCAGAUUUUAUUAAUUGAAUGUAAAUUCAGACAGUGGCUGUUAGAUUUGAAUCUGUGUCCCCAGCACUUUAGCCUCAAUUCCUAGAUUACUAGCCCAGUGAAAUUGCCACUGUGCCAACAUCCUUCCAAAGUUGAACAUUUACAAUCUCUCCACUCUGUGAAUCUCUUAAGGAGUUCUUUUCCCCCAGGGAACUGUGGAUGUUCACUUCCUGAAGUGAUGGAGGCACAAUUGGAUAUUUGGAAUGAAGGGAUCUGGAGAUCGAACCACAAGGUGGAGCUGAUGUGGAAUUUUGACCAUGUUUUUACUGAGAAGCACAACCCCACUCCCAUUCCUAAUUGGGGGGUGUUUUGAACCAGACAUGGUUCUGUAAAUGGGGUUUGCCCAGAAUUAAUUGGAGUUUUAAACCAGAUGCAUUCCACACACAAACUGCUCUGUGUAAACAAAAAAGUUGGCCCUCAUGUCCUUUUUAAAUUUUUCUCUCCUCACCUUAAAAAUAUGCCCUCUAGUUUUGAACUCCCCCACCCUAGGGAAAAAACGCUUGUCAUUCACCUUAUCAAUGCCCCUAAUGAUUUAUAAAUCUCAAUAAAUUCACCCCCUCAACUUCCUACACCCCGAGUCUUUUCAGUCUAUUUUUAUACCUCAAACUCUCCAUUCCUGGUGACAUCCUGGUAAAUCUUUCCUGAACCCUCUCCAGAUUAAGAAUAUUCUUCCUAUAAUAGGAUGACCAAAACUGCACACAAUAUGCCAGAAGAGGCUUCACCAACAUUCUGCACAACCUCAAUAUGACAUCCCAACUCCUACACUCAAAGUUCUGGGUGUUUUAGCAUUUCAUUUUAUUCCAGUUCCACAUUACUUGGGUGACUCCUUAUGUCCUCAGACAAUACAUACAGCUUUGCAAUGUUCCCCACAUCGUAAGGAUAUAGAUAUAUAUCUAUGAAAAAUCUAGGUAGGAUGACAGUAUCCCAAGCUUGGGUAUUUAUAUGGGCAAGGUAGACCAGGAAUCUUUCAGUCUAGAUUACUCACAACGCACAUAACAAGAAAGAUUUGAUUUUUAUAAAACUGGAACUUCAGUAAAUACCAAAGUGCUUUUGAGUCAAUCCUCUUUUUUUAAGCAUGAAAAGAUUGUGUGUUAAAGACUGGAGUGGGAAACUAUUACCUCUGCUUUAUAGAAUGUUACCAUUGUAAUGUGAGAUAUGCACAGCCAACUUGCACACAUUAUCUCCCAUCAUGUGAAAAUGAGCAAAUUCUUGACAAAUACAUGAAUAGGAUGGGAAUAGAGGGAUACGGUCCCUGGAAGGGUAGAGGGUUUUAGUUGUGACGGGCAGCAUGUCGGUCCAGGCUUGGAGGACCGAUGGGCCUGUUCCUGUGCUGUAAUUUUUUUUGUUCUUUGUUCUUUUUGUUAUGAAAUGCUGUUGGUUUCGGGGGCAUGUUUGCAAAGUCUCCUUGCUCAUCCAGUAAUAGCAUCUUGCUGUUUUUUUUCUCAAACAAAACACAGGAGUUGCUGGAGAAACUCAGCAGGUCUGGCAGCAUCUAUGGAGAGAAAAUAAAUGGUAACGUUUCAAGGAUUCUGGGUAAUCCAAUAUGGAGGACAGGAAAAGCUUGUAGUGGUGAGAGCUGUUCCUUUUUUUUUGAAGUAUUUUCAGUUGUGGAGCUGAUUUUCCUUGAAUUCUAGGAGCAGUAAUUAUUGUUUUAUAAGCUGUUGCAUUGUUUUGGAACUUUGGGGAAAAAAGAUAAAAACAACAGCACUUUAAAAAGGAGGAAGAGAGAAAAAUGCAGUAACCACAUGAGAAGUGAAGCAAACUGAGAAAUAAAUCUGCAUUGCUGUAUGACCCAGAAUAAAUCUGCACAGCUGACUGUAUCUGCUGUUUGAGUUCAAGUAUUUCUGGACAUUGGAGUUCAUGUAAGAAAAAAUAAACAAACAGUGAAAUUCAUAGCUGACCUUGAAGAAACCGGUGUGAGAAGGCCCACAGCAGGAUAGCAGCUAAGUGGCUAGUUUUAAAGUGUAACCAUACUGUUUUUCUUUUG
Molecule: messenger RNA, 5236 nt
Organism: Rhincodon typus (whale shark)
Lineage: Eukaryota; Metazoa; Chordata; Chondrichthyes; Orectolobiformes; Rhincodontidae
Gene: hyal2a
Product: hyaluronidase 2a
Exons: 4
Coding region: 97-1494 (465 amino acids)
Biological process (GO): hyaluronan catabolic process; carbohydrate metabolic process
Molecular function (GO): hyaluronoglucuronidase activity; hyalurononglucosaminidase activity
Source: RefSeq, a predicted model, not a curated record